UCGAAAUUGAGCUCGUGCUUGCAGCAGGCUCACCAAAGAUCCAGUUUUCUGCGCAUCUUUUGACUCGUGGGGUUUUCCUUUCAGAGCAGACGCGCUGUAGCGCGGCAUACGUCAAUCCCCAAUCCCCAGCAGGAAAAUUAGCAUAAUUUUCGGCGUGUAAUCCUAGGAAAGGGCAAGUGCAGAAAUUCGGUCAGUCGUGAGUGUGCGGCUGUGGCCGGCUUUUGCGAUGCAAAUCCAGGGGAUCAAAGUGCUUGGCUAGGCUGGCUAGGCGGGGGACUGUCCAGGGUAUAAGAGGUUGAGGAGCGCCUGGCCCGCGCCACAAGUCACGAUCACUGAGCGGCGAAAACAGCAACACAUGCAGCAUGAACCCAGAGCAAUUUGUUUUGGUUUUCCUUGCAGCCGCGACCGCUGCCGCCACCGGCGCCGCUCAAGACUGCGCCUCCAGACCCGACGGCUACCACUGGGACACCGCCUGCACCGCCUACUGGCUCUGCAAGGGUGGAGUCCUCGCGCUCAGCAGGACCUGCGCCGAGGGCACCCUCUUCAACGGCCUCAUGUGCGUGCCAGGCGCCCUGGUCGAGUGCCGGCCGCAGCCGCCAGCCCAGCAGGCGCUCGACCUGCCCAAGGACGCCUGCCUCGGCCUGAACGAUGGCGUCCACAGAGAUUACCUCAGAGGUGGUUGCUCAAGCUACUUGAUGUGUGAAAACGGUAAAGUGGUCCAGCGGGGCGAAUGUCCAACCUCCAUGUCGUUCAACGGCCUCACCUGCGUCAACCAAGCGGAGGUCACGUCUUGCGGACACAACAGCAUAGAGGAGAUUCCUUCCUGUUCCUCCAGUCCUGGUGUUUCCAGCACACCCUCGUGCAGAGGUUACUUCUACUGCUCAGCCGCUGGAGUCCGAAGUCAGAUCUACGAGUGUCCAAACGGACAGAUCUUCAACAUCACUACUCAAAAAUGCAGCCCUGGUUCCUCAUGCACACCUCCUCUGUUGAACUCCUGUUUCAACAAAACCGACGGCUACUACCAGGACGCCCUGUCCUCAGGCUGCCGGAGCUACCUCUACUGCUUCCAGGGCAAGGCUAUUACCUACCUUUGCCCGGAGGGUUACGCCUACAACGGUACUACCUGUUUGGUGGACACGUCCUUUGAGUGUCCGUACUGGUCUUCGGACUGCAUCGGCAAGAGCAAUGGCUACCACGCCGACUCCUCCUCAGGGUGCAGGCAGUACUUUUUCUGCCUGGACGAGAACAGGAUACGCACCCUGACUUGCAGCAACGGCCGCAUCUUCGACGGGUCCAAAUGCACUCCUAAGGGCCACUGUCCAGCGGCUGUGAAGAAUGGCCACAGCGACUGCGCUGGGAAACCGGACGGACGACACGUGGUAAAAGGCACAAAGUGUACCAGAUUCGUUGCGUGUUUAAAUGAACAAAGAGCAGCGACAGGUUCGUGCGCCAAAGGGUUUUACUUUGCGGACGGCGAGUGCAGACAGAGCGGCGCGUGCCAGGAACUUUAAGGAUUAUAUUCCACUGCCAUAAUGCGACCAUGUGGUGCAAACCUAUAACUGCGCUUAUUGUUAGACCUAAAAAAGGACUGGUUUGAAGCGCUCUUGUGUACAAAUACUUUUUAAGUUUAAUGGCUUUUAGAUUGUAACUGAUAUACAUACUUAUUUAUUUUAAGCCCUAAAUUUUGUGGUGCAACUGAACAAGAAAUAAAAAUGUUCUUGAAAAAGUAA
Cloeon dipterum is the source of this 1730-nucleotide messenger RNA. RefSeq names its product peritrophin-48-like. The transcript has 4 exons. Gene Ontology annotation, cellular component: extracellular region. Bases 363 to 1511 code for a protein of 382 amino acids. NCBI's taxonomy places the organism in Eukaryota, Metazoa, Arthropoda, Insecta, Ephemeroptera, Baetidae. Gene Ontology annotation, molecular function: chitin binding. The record is from RefSeq and is a predicted model, not a curated record.